Molecule: messenger RNA, 3279 nt
Organism: Echinops telfairi (small Madagascar hedgehog)
Lineage: Eukaryota; Metazoa; Chordata; Mammalia; Afrosoricida; Tenrecidae
Gene: BMPER
Product: BMP binding endothelial regulator
Exons: 15
Coding region: 1-2058 (685 amino acids)
Molecular function (GO): protein binding
Source: RefSeq, a predicted model, not a curated record
AUGCUCUGGUUCUCCGGCGUCAGGGCUCUGGCUGAGCGUCCCCGCCGGCGCUCGCCCGGGAUUACCUGCUGCGUCUUGCUGCUGCUCAAUUGCUCGGGGGUCCCCAUGUCUCUGGCUUCCUCCUUCUUGACAGGCUCUGUUGCAAAAUGUGAAAAUGAAGGCGAAGUUCUUCAGAUCCCGUUUAUCACGGACAACCCUUGCAUCAUGUGUGUCUGCUUGAACAAGGAAGUGACCUGUAAGAGAGAGAAGUGUCCGGUCCUGUCUCGAGACUGCGCGCUGGCCAUCAAACAGAGGGGCGCCUGUUGUGAGCGGUGCAAAGGAUGCAGCUACGAAGGAAAUACAUAUAACAGCUCCUUCAAGUGGCAGAGCCCUGCUGAACCCUGUGUUCUGCGCCAGUGUCAGGAAGGUGUCAUCACGGAAGCGGAGGUGCGCUGCGUCGUUCAUUGUAAGAACCCGUCCAAGCAUCUGGGGACCUGCUGCCCCACGUGUCCAGGUUGUGUGUUUGAGGGUGUGCAGUACCAAGAAGGGGAGGAGUUUCAGCCGGAAGGGAACAAAUGCACCAGAUGUUCGUGUGUUGGAGGCAGGACACAGUGCGUGAGAGAAGUCUGUCCCAUUCUCUCCUGUCCUCAGCACCUUAGUCACAUCCCCCCCGGACAGUGCUGCCCCAAAUGUUUGGGUCAGAGGAAGGUGUUUGACCUCCCUUUUGGAAGCUGCCUCUUUCGCAGUGAUGUCUACGACAACGGAUCCUCAUUUCUCUACAACAACUGCACAGCGUGCACCUGUAAGGACUCCACCGUGGUGUGUAAGAAGAAGUGUUCCCGUCCUGGGAGCUGCGACCGAGACCAGGAGGCCUGCUGUGAAGACUGCCUCCUGCACAUCCCCCCCGAGGAGAUGAACGUGUGCACCUUUGGCAACAAGGUCUUCCGGGAUGGAGAGAUGUGGUCCUCUGUUAACUGCACCAUCUGUGCUUGUGUGAAAGGCAAGGCUGAGUGUCGCAAGAAGCAGUGCAUUCCCAUCAGCAGCUGCCCUCAGGGUAAAAUUCUCAACAGGAAAGGAUGUUGUCCUAUUUGCACAGAAAAGCCCGGCGUGUGCACGGUUUUCGGAGAUCCCCACUACAACACUUUUGACGGACGGACAUUUAACUUUCAGGGGACGUGUCAGUACGUUUUGACGAAAGACUGCUCCUCCCCUGCCUCGCCCUUUCAGGUGCUGGUGAAGAAUGAUGCCCGCAGGACCCGCUCCUUCUCCUGGACCAAGUCCGUGGACCUGGUGGUGGGCAAGAGCACUGUGAGCCUCCAGCAGCACCUCACUGUGCGCUGGAAUGGCACGCGCAUCGCGCUGCCCUGCCGGGCGCCCAACUUCCAGAUCGACUUGGAUGGCUACCUCCUCAAAGUGACCACCAAAGCAGGUUUGGAAAUAUCCUGGGAUGGAGACAGUUUUGUAGAAGUCAUGGCAGCGCCUCAUCUCAAGGGAAAGCUCUGUGGCCUUUGUGGGAACUACAAUGGACAUAAGCGGGAUGACUUAAUUGGCGGAGACGGGAACUUCAAAUUUGAUGUGGAUGACUUUGCUGAGUCCUGGAGGGUGGAGUCCAAUGAGUUCUGCAACAGACCCCAAAGAAAACCAGUGCCUGAACUAUGUCAAGGGACAGUGAAGGUCAAGCUCCGAGCCCAUCGUGAAUGCCAGAAACUCAAAUCCUGGGAAUUCCAGACCUGCCACUCAACUGUGGACUAUGCCACGUUCUACAGGUCCUGCGUGACAGACAUGUGUGAAUGUCCAGUCCAUAAAAACUGUUACUGUGAGUCCUUCCUGGCCUACACCCGGGCCUGCCAGCGAGAGGGCAUCAAAACCCACUGGGAGCCUCAGCAGAACUGUGCAGCCACUCAGUGUAAGCACGGUGCUGUGUACGACACUUGUGGCCCAGGAUGCAUCAAGACCUGUGACAACUGGAAUGAGAUCGGGCCAUGCAAUAAGCCAUGCAUCGCAGGGUGCCACUGCCCAGCAAACUUGGUCCUUCACAAGGGGAGGUGCAUCAAACCAGUCCUUUGUCCCCAGCGGUGACCUCUGUUCCGGUUCAUGAGACUUUGAAAUCUGCUGUCCUGGACAGACACUGAAGGGGAAGAGCCAAGGAAGGACUGCAGUAUUUGUGCGUUAACUCUGCAAAGGGCACGCAACCAGAAUAUAUAUGUGUACAUAUAUAUAGAUAUAUACAAAAACAUUUCAUCAUUUAUAUAAGCUAUAGGUGGAUUAUUAUAUGUAUAUUUUUUGCUAUAAGGCAUUGUAUGGUUCCUAAGAUCCUAAUCUGUAAGCCAUUGGAUAAAUUGUACAAAUAAACCAGGUGUUUUUAAUUUAAUAAGGUCGCAUGCAAACAUAUUGGAUGGCUUUGACACCGCAUACAUUUGCCAUUUGUUUAAGGAUGUUUCCUAAGACGUCUAAAUUGCCUGCCGGAAUUCAUUUCAGCUUUGAGUCAGGAUUUUCAGUUGAAUGAGAAGUGCGGUUCUCUGGAGGAGGGCAAAUUUAUCAAGGGGCUUUUCAUGUUUCUAAAGAAUGGAAUGUGUGCCUGAGAGAUGGCUGGUGAUUGGUGACAGGCCCUAAUGCUGCAUGCAAGGCGAAGGAGAGGCUGCUAGACUUUAUUGGGUCAUGGUCUGAUAUUAUUUCCCCAACUGAUUGGCUAGUGGCCAAGAAAUACAGAGUUGUCACUAGGGCAUAACCACAGAAUCAAGUGAUUGCUUGCCAUCUCUGCAUCGUUCUGAGUCUCCUAAUUAUAUAUGUGUGCUUGAUGGAUGUGGUCACUUAGGUGUCCUGCAUGGGGAUUAAGGCAUGUCUGGACGCCAUGCUAAUUUGAUUGAGCAUGGGCAGAUAUCUAGAGACAUUUUUUUGCACAGGAGAUGAAGAAAUCCCCGCUGUUGGGCAUCUCACAGCAGGCUAAGAUGAGCACCUCCAGUGAGUUGCUGAAUGUCAUUUCCAUUCUGCGUCGUCGUCGAUUCCACAGAUGAAGUGAGAGGCUUUCACCUUUUCUAAAAGGUUCUAAGUCCAACGUUAUUUGGAAACUGUUAAUCUGUCAUAAUUGCUGGGAAAAGCCUUUAAUGACCAGUUGAUUUACCAUCAAUCCAAACAAAGAGUGGUCCACACAUUUGCUCUCAUUCAUCAAUAGGUAAUUUCUAGUCGCCGUGCGAUUUACCUGACUUUUGUUUUUAAUUGACUAUGUGAAAGCAAACGCCCCCAUGUCUGAAAAUAAAAUGUCCUGCAUUGAACUAAUAAAGGUCCUAAGAUGUAAAACAA